UCACGUGACAGGGGUAUUUUAUUUUUUUAAAGACUUGCUAAAAUAGUGAGCUUGCUGUUGUUUUGACUGGGGAAUAAACCUGCAGAAAACAGACCGCAACGUAAGGAAAAUGCAUAACGAAUAGAUGGCAAAAAUACAUUGCUAGCACAGACUCAUUGGGGGCAGGUUCUGGGCAGACUGCUAUGGGAAGAUAAAACAACAAACAGUCUUUCAGACGCCCCCCCCGUUCUAAUAACAAAGCCACUUUUACAGCCUCAACAACCGGGAGUCACACCAUUGCAUUUGAUGUAAGAACCAGUUUGUUCUGCAUGACUGGGUGACGCCAGGCGCCCUCUCAUUACACACUAGCCUAAUACUAGGUUGGUUCCAACCGGCUACGCACUUCUCCAGGACUGCUGAACAACCACCGUGCUGCUUUGUUUUUUUUUAUUCUACACGUGUCGUCAGUAUGGCUCAAUUUAAGUUAUCACUUUGCGUGUUGGUGUCUAUUUCUUUCGCCUCGGUUUUGACCACAGACAGCUCCAUUCAGUUUGCGUCCGAAAGUCUCAGUUCCUCUUCGUUUCGCUCUGUGUGUAAGCCCAUCCCCAGCACACUUUCUCUGUGCCACGGCGUCGGUUACGGGGAUAUGCGGCUGCCCAACCUGCUGGGGCACGACUCAUUGAAAGAAGCCCAGCAACAGUCGGCCGCCUGGCUGCCGUUGGUCUCCAAACUCUGCCAUCGGGAUACCAAGAAGUUCUUGUGCUCGCUAUUCGCCCCGGUGUGCCUACCGGAGGGGCCCGUGCGCCCCUGCCGUGGGCUGUGCGAGGCUGUGAGGGACAGUUGUCUCCCUGUGAUGAGCGCGUUCGGGUUCCCGUGGCCCGACAUGUUCAACUGCACACAGUUCCCACGCGGGGUCCAUCUCUGUAUUCCCACCACGACCCAAGACACACAGCGUGCGCGGAAGGGAGAGGAAGCGGGUCACGAGGAGGCAUCAGAGGGAACAGUGAUCUGUGACUCAUGCAGUCUGGCUGCUGAGGGGGAGACAGACAUCCAGAACAACUUCUGUAAGAGUCCAUAUGCCUUUAAACUGCUUAUCGGGAGUGUGUCUGUGGAGGGGGGUGACUGCAGGUUAGUCCCUCUGGGCCGGAGUCGCAUCCUGAGGUGGGAGGGUGGAGGCACGGAGAGGGCUGAGGGCGUCCGGGGGGCAAUGGCCUACAGUGCCCUUUGGCUGCAGGAAGGGGGUACCUGCACCUGUCCUGCCCUGGAGGAGGCAAAUGGGGGAGGGGGGAAGGGGUCCGUGGCAGGGGUGUGGUACCUGGGCCUUGCUGACAUACAGGAGGGCAGGUUGAUCCUCUCUAGGCUUGUGAGAUGGAGGAAGGGGGACAAAGAACUAAAGAAGUUCAUCAGGAGACUGCUCAAACAACCCUGCUGAUGAUGUCAUCAAACAAGCAUAAAGAGACUUUCCAAUUUGGCCAAUUGGAUGCGUAUGAGAGGACACCACAGCCCUGUUACAUGUCAGCCUCUUGGCCUAGACCCUAUCCCUUCCAUAUCCCUUCAAUAUCCCUUUCAUAUCCCGUUCAUAUCCCUUCAAUAUCCCUUUCAUAUCCCUUCAAUAUCCCUUUCAUAUCCCUUCAAUAUCCCUUUCAUAUCCCUUUCAUAUCCCUUCAAUAUCCCUUUCAUAUCCCUUCCAUAUCCCUUUCAUAUCCCUUUCAUAUCCCUUUCAUAUCCCUUCAAUAUCCCUUUCAUAUCCCUUCAAUAUCCCUUCAAUAUCCCUUUCAUAUCCCUUUCAUAUCCCUUCAAUAUCCCUUUCAUAUCCCUUCAAUAUCCCUUUCAUAUCCCUUCAAUAUCCCUUUCAUAUCCCUUCAAUAUCCCUUUCAUAUCCCUUUCAUAUCCCUUUCAUAUCCCUUCAAUAUCCCUUUCAUAUCCCUUUCAUAUCCCUUUCAUAUCCCUUCAAUAUCCCUUUCAUAUCCCUUUCAUAUCCCUUCAAUAUCCCUUUCAUAUCCCUUUCAUAUCCCUUUCAUAUCCCUUCAAUAUCCCUUUCAUAUCCCUUCCAUAUCCCUUCAAUAUCCCUUUCAUAUCCCUUCAAUAUCCCUUCAAUAUCCCUUCAAUAUCCCUUUCAUAUCCCUUCAAUAUCCCUUUCAUAUCCCUUCAAUAUCCCUUUCAUAUCCCUUUCAUAUCCCUUCAAUAUCCCUUUCAUAUCCCUUUCAUAUCCCUUCAAUAUCCCUUCAAUAUCCCUUUCAUAUCCCUUCAAUAUCCCUUUCAUAUCCCUUUCAUAUCCCUUCAAUAUCCCUUUCAUAUCCCUUUCAUAUCCCUUCAAUAUCCCUUUCAUAUCCCUUCAAUAUCCCUUCAAUAUCCCUUUCAUAUCCCUUCAAUAUCCCUUUCAUAUCCCUUUCAUAUCCCUUCAAUAUCCCUUUCAUAUCCCUUCAAUAUCCCUUUCAUAUCCCUUUCAUAUCCCUUUCAUAUCCCUUCAAUAUCCCUUUCAUAUCCCUUCAAUAUCCCUUUCAUAUCCCUUCAAUAUCCCUUUCAUAUCCCUUCAAUAUCCCUUUCAUAUCCCUUCAAUAUCCCUUUCAUAUCCCUUUCAUAUCCCUUCAAUAUCCCUUUCAUAUCCCUUCAAUAUCCCUUUCAUAUCCCUUUAAUAUCCCUUUCAUAUCCCUUCAAUAUCCCUUUCAUAUCCCUUCAAUAUCCCUUUCAUAUCUCUUCAAUAUCCCUUUCAUAUUCAUAUCAUCUAGCUCUGGAGAAGUUGUGCCUUCAUCAUAGGGCUCCAGAGUGACUCAGGGGUUUAAGAUACUGCAUCUCAGUGCACGAGGUGUCACUACAUUCCCUGGUUCGAAUCCAGGCAGAAUCACAUCUGGCCGUGAUUGGGAGUCUCAUAGGGUGGCGCACAAUUGGUCCAGUGUCGUCAUUAUAAAUAAGAAUUUGUUCUUAACUGACUUUCCUAGAUAAAUAAAGGUUAAAUAAAUAAAAAUAAGAAUAAUUAAGUAUCUACCCAGUCUGUUCAGAUCUACGAAGACCUGCUAGGCAGAAGAGAGACUAUCAGAGGACCAGUGUGUUUGUUUGGAUCUAUGUUCUGGGCACCUGUCACAUAUUCAUUAUUAAGUGUAUUCAAUUCUGAAUAUUAUUAUUAUUUUUUAAAUCAAAUGUGAGAACAUGAUUGUGAUUUGUGUGAGCCGAGUGAGGACACAGUUACCAGUGAGGCACAGAGCAGCAUUAGUUCCAUUCAAAGCAGAGUAUUAUUGGCUGAUAGUAACAUCAGAGACUGCUGUGUAACAGUGUGUAAUAAACAUUAUUUUGAGCUGUAAA
Messenger RNA from Oncorhynchus nerka (sockeye salmon), 3279 nucleotides. Its product is annotated as secreted frizzled-related protein 2-like. The transcript is spliced from 3 exons. Gene Ontology annotation, biological process: non-canonical Wnt signaling pathway; canonical Wnt signaling pathway. The record is from RefSeq and is a predicted model, not a curated record. Bases 449 to 1411 code for a protein of 320 amino acids. Gene Ontology annotation, molecular function: Wnt-protein binding. NCBI's taxonomy places the organism in Eukaryota, Metazoa, Chordata, Actinopteri, Salmoniformes, Salmonidae.